UACUCUAUAGCCCUAAUAUUUUAAUUUAUCGUCUAAUUUUAAAACAGUUUGAAAAGAAAUCGCAGGAAAACGUUAUUCUAAUUUAUACUUGAAUCUUAUUUUUAUAUUUUUUACAUAGGGUACAAGCGUAGCCGGUAAAACCGGGGCUUGAAAACGAUAAAUUUAACAAAAUAUUCAUUUACAUGAGAAGUAGCGUUUUUUUGCAGAGUUGGACGGACAAAAAUAUUUUUGAAAAUAAUUUCUUUACUUAUAAAUAUCAAACGAAUAUAAUCAUAAAUAAAUAAAUAUAUUAUGCGAAUCAGUGUGUUUAUUCAUCGGUUCUGAAUAAUUUUCCGUCAUUUCAAGCCUCGCUUCGAUCGGCGCUCGCACGUAUUUCAUAGGCGAAAAAUAAUCUACGACAGUCGUUUGUGUCGUUGCAAGUGAGAACAUAAAUGAAUAGAAAAAGAGGAAAUCUUUUCUUACAAGUUCGAUGAGUCGGAAAAUUGGUUCGAGCAACGUUUCAAUGACACAGAUUUUAGGGUGUGAAUGUGGAUCGAACGAAUGGUGAAUCAAGGAUGAAAAAAAGAAAAUAUCAUACUAAUGUAAACAUAUUUUGUUUCCAAUCAUAGUGACGGUCUGCACAUUUGGAUAUCAUCUGCUUUCCCCAGGGAUACUGUUGUCGAAGGUUUUAAACGACAUCCAUUAAUUUUUUCUUUUCUUUGUGUAAUUCUCAUACCGAUCGGAGCCGGAAACAAAAUCAUUUUGAGGCUUUUCUCUCAUUUUCUUUUCGCUCUUCAGCAUUCUGCACUUUCAUUGUUUCCUCAUAUGAAUUCUAUCGCUUUGUGAGAUUAUUUCUUAAUUUUUCAAGCUCAAGUACAAUAUUCCGGAGGAAUAAACGUUCCCGUUCGGUGACGUUGGGAAUACGAGGCUCUGAUUUCGGAAUGACAACUCGCAAAUAGAAGGAAAAAAAACAAGAAAAUAGUAUGAGUGGUUCUGAAUGCAAAUAUUAUUAAUAACGAGAAUGAGUUGAUUUUUAGAUGGCUAAAGUAUUUAUUCGAUGUGGAAGAGAACUUGAGAGCGGGACAGUGCUCCCUGUGCCACCGAGUCUUCACGUGGCAAAACUCCGGACAUCGGUUCGAGAUCGUAUUCGGAAAUUAUGCGUGAGCAAUUGCUCAAAGGCGAGGAAACUGAAUUGAAAAAGAAAUUAGCGGAAAAAGCAAAAGACGGUACAUUGAAGGCAACUAAUGGCGAGCCAAAACCUGCACCAAAGAAACGUGGGCGUUGGGAUCAAACGGAGGAUACACCGACUGUGAAAAAAGUAGCUAGCAAUUCAGCGACUCCUACUUCGUGGGAUAACGCUGAUGUUACACCAGCUGCGAUAAGAUGGGACGAGACUCCGGGACAUGGAAAAGGUGGCGAAACGCCAGGAGCGACACCGGGUCAAAGUACACGUAUGUGGGAACCGACACCUGGUCACGCAACUCCUGGUGCAGUAACGCCCGGACGAGAAACCCCAUCGCACGAUAAAAUUGUCUCUAGUCGACGAAAUCGGUGGGACGAGACACCCAAAACUGAAAGAGAAACACCGGGUCAUAAUAGCGGAUGGGCUGAGACACCGCGUACAGACCGAGUGGCCGGUGAUUUGAUUCAGGAGACACCGACACCAUCAGCAAGUAAGCGUCGAAGUCGUUGGGACGAGACCCCAUCGAAUCAGACUCCUGGUUCCAUGACACCUCAGACGCCAGCGACGCCUCUUACAACGCCUCAUCAAACGUCCAUUCUGACACCGAGUGGUGUUACACCGACAGGACCGAAAGCGAUGGGGAUGGCGACUCCGACACCGGGUCAUUUGAUGUCAAUGACGCCAGAACAAUUGCAAGCUUAUCGUUGGGAACGAGAAAUCGACGAACGGAACCGUCCGCUUUCAGAUGAUGAGCUUGACGCACUAUUUCCUCCGGGCUACAAAGUCCUACAACCUCCCGCGGGUUACAUACCCAUUCGUACGCCGGCACGUAAAUUGACAGCAACGCCAACUCCCAUGGCCGGCACGCCUCAAGGAUUUUUUAUUCAACAAGAGGACAAAAGCGCCAAAUUCGUCGAUAAUCAACCCAAGGGUAAUUUGCCAUUCAUGAAACCCGAAGACGCUCAGUACUUCGACAAAUUACUCGUCGACGUUGACGAGGAAUCCCUCAGUCCGGAGGAGCAAAAGGAACGAAAAAUCAUGAAAUUACUAUUGAAAAUAAAGAACGGCACGCCCCCCAUGCGAAAAGCUGCACUUCGACAAAUCACUGAUAAAGCCCGCGAAUUUGGUGCUGGGCCACUUUUUAAUCAAAUAUUGCCACUUCUCAUGUCCCCUACUCUCGAAGAUCAGGAACGACAUCUUCUUGUUAAAGUUAUCGAUAGGAUCCUUUACAAGUUAGACGAUCUCGUUCGCCCCUAUGUCCACAAGAUUCUCGUCGUAAUUGAGCCUCUAUUGAUCGACGAAGAUUACUACGCUCGUGUUGAGGGUCGUGAGAUUAUAUCGAAUCUAGCGAAAGCCGCAGGUUUAGCGACGAUGAUAUCAACUAUGAGACCCGACAUUGAUAAUAUUGAUGAAUACGUAAGAAAUACGACCGCCCGAGCGUUCGCGGUUGUCGCUUCGGCUCUUGGAAUCCCUUCGCUUUUGCCUUUUCUCAAAGCCGUUUGUCGGAGCAAAAAAUCUUGGCAAGCCAGACACACGGGUAUCAAAAUUGUGCAGCAAAUCGCUAUUCUUAUGGGGUGUGCAAUUUUGCCACACUUGAAAAGUUUGGUCGAGAUUAUAGAGCAUGGCUUGGUUGACGAGCAACAGAAAGUUCGAACGAUAACGGCUCUGGCUAUAGCUGCUCUGGCUGAAGCGGCGACACCCUACGGUAUCGAGAGUUUCGAUUCCGUCCUAAAACCUCUAUGGAAAGGUAUAAGAACACAUCGUGGUAAAGGUCUUGCUGCUUUCCUCAAGGCUAUUGGUUAUUUGAUCCCACUCAUGGACGCCGAAUACGCUAAUUAUUAUACCAGAGAAGUAAUGCUCAUUCUCAUUCGAGAGUUUCAAUCGCCUGAUGAGGAAAUGAAGAAAAUCGUACUGAAGGUCGUGAAACAAUGUUGCGGAACUGAUGGUGUCGAAGCUCAAUAUAUAAAGGACGAAAUAUUGCCUCACUUUUUCAAACACUUCUGGAACCAUCGUAUGGCUCUGGAUCGUCGAAAUUAUCGUCAACUUGUCGACACGACUGUGGAAAUUGCUAACAAAGUUGGAGCUUCGGAAAUCAUAAAUCGCGUUGUGGAUGAUCUCAAAGAUGAAAAUGAACAAUACAGGAAAAUGGUUAUGGAAACUAUAGAAAAAAUUAUGGGCAAUUUGGGAGCUGCCGACGUCGACUCGAGGCUCGAAGAACAGCUUAUCGACGGAAUUCUUUACGCGUUCCAAGAACAAACGACCGAGGACGUUGUAAUGCUCAACGGAUUCGGAACCAUAGUCAACACUCUAGGCAAAAGAGUCAAAGCAUAUUUGCCUCAAAUUUGCGGAACGAUACUGUGGCGUUUGAACAACAAAUCCGCAAAAGUUCGUCAGCAAGCUGCCGAUCUUAUUUCUCGUAUCGCUGUCGUCAUGAAAACUUGUCAAGAAGAAAAACUGAUGGGCCACUUGGGAGUCGUUCUAUACGAAUAUUUGGGCGAAGAAUAUCCCGAAGUUUUGGGUAGUAUUCUGGGAGCUUUGAAAGCUAUUGUCAAUGUAAUUGGAAUGACGAAAAUGACACCGCCGAUCAAGGAUUUGUUACCCAGGCUUACACCAAUUUUGAAAAACAGACACGAAAAGGUACAAGAAAAUUGUAUAGAUCUUGUCGGUCGGAUUGCUGACCGAGGACCCGAAUACGUUUCAGCCAGAGAAUGGAUGAGGAUUUGCUUCGAGUUAUUGGAACUUCUGAAGGCACACAAAAAAGCAAUUAGAAGAGCGACCGUAAAUACUUUUGGUUACAUAGCGAAGGCCAUUGGUCCACACGACGUUUUGGCGACGCUUCUGAACAAUCUGAAAGUUCAAGAACGACAGAAUCGAGUAUGUACGACGGUGGCGAUUGCGAUUGUGGCGGAAACUUGUAGUCCGUUUACUGUUUUGCCAGCAUUGAUGAACGAAUACAGAGUUCCGGAAUUGAACGUGCAGAACGGAGUUUUGAAGUCACUCUCGUUUCUCUUUGAGUACAUUGGUGAAAUGGGCAAAGAUUAUAUUUAUGCCGUUUGUCCAUUGUUGGAGGACGCUCUUAUGGAUCGUGAUCUUGUGCAUCGUCAGACAGCUUGCGCAGCUAUAAAACAUAUGGCGCUUGGCGUUUAUGGUUUUGGUUGCGAAGAUGCUCUCAUCCAUUUGUUAAAUCACGUUUGGCCGAACGUUUUCGAAACAUCGCCUCAUCUUGUUCAAGCUUUUAUGGAUGCCGUUGAUGGUCUCAGGGUUGCUCUUGGACCGAUUAAAAUUUUGCAGUACACUCUACAGGGGCUCUUUCAUCCUGCGAGAAAAGUACGUGACGUUUACUGGAAAAUCUACAAUUCGCUCUACAUAGGCGGACAAGAUGCAUUAGUAGCCGGCUAUCCACGAAUAAUGAAUGAUCCAAAAAAUCAGUACAUUAGGUACGAGCUUGAUUACGUUUUAUAAGAGAAAAAAUGGAAUAUGAAAAGGCAAGAAAAAAAUAUAAAACAGAAGUAAAGAUAAAAUAAAACGGACGAGAUGUUUUUAAGAGAAGUGAGAGGAAUGUAAAAUAGUGUACGAGUUAAUAAAAUUUGAGGGGGGCUGCGGUUCACGCGCGGCGACAAUAACGACCAUUGGAAAGAUUCAUAAAUCCCCCCGGUUUAGUUUCGAGUUUUUCGGAGGCUCGAAAAUUUCGUGAAAUUUCAUGCUCUUCUAUUAAUCGAUAAUUUACCAAAAAGGAGAGAGGGAGAAAGAGAAAAUGGAAACACUUGGAGGAAAUUAACAGGAGACCAUUAUUUAUAUGUUUUUCACAUUUCGACAGGGCAUUCCUCCGAUUAAUAAUGGCUCGUUACAUUGAAAUAAAUCUAUUUCAUUAAUAUGUAUAGAUUUCACGACCACUGUUUAUCAGUUUACUAGCAACAAAUGCAUAAAAUGUUUUACACUGUAACCUUUGAAUCCACGAAAGUCAUCUUAAUGGAAAUAAAAUAAGAGUGAUUAAUUAUGAGUUACAAAUUCGACCAGUGUAUGCAACGCCUAUAAAUGAAAAUAAUCGGA
Venturia canescens is the source of this 5212-nucleotide messenger RNA. RefSeq names its product splicing factor 3b subunit 1 (gene Sf3b1). Lineage: Eukaryota; Metazoa; Arthropoda; Insecta; Hymenoptera; Ichneumonidae. The coding region runs from base 1136 to 4624 and encodes 1162 amino acids. Gene Ontology annotation, molecular function: mRNA binding. Gene Ontology annotation, biological process: spliceosomal complex assembly. The transcript has 13 exons. The record is from RefSeq and is a predicted model, not a curated record. Gene Ontology annotation, cellular component: U2-type prespliceosome; catalytic step 2 spliceosome; U12-type spliceosomal complex.